AUGGAGGACUCCGAGCGACGACCCAAGCGCUCCCGUUUCGACCAAACGGAGCCUGAGCCCAGGCGAGCAUCGAGAUUUGACCGGCGCUCUCGAUCUCCCCCCACGCGCCGCCACGAAGGGAGAGAUCGCAGUCCCCUUCCCAAGGAGGACGAUUCCGAGACAAAGAAGCCCGCGGUAGACGCCGCCGCGGCUGCUGCCGCCGCUGCUGCCAAGAUCAACGCCCAGUUGCAAGCGCGAAAGGCUCCUCAGCAUGUCGAUGUCCCCCCGAUCAAGUCUGCUAGCGGAGAGUCUGCAGCAUCAGGCGACCCUGAAAUGAAGCCUGAGAUGUACGUUGCUGAUGGCGACUACAUCCAAGACAUCGAGGUCAAUGACUUGCGAAACCGAUACCUGCUGACCAAGGGCUCUACCCAAGAAAUGGUAACCAAUCCUCAAAACACCAUUGCACUUCCUUCGCCGCUACUUUUGAUCCGAAGUGAAACUGGCGCCGACGUUACGACUCGGGGCAGCUACUAUCCCAACAAGAGCAUGGCGACGGCAACGAACCCUCCUCUAUAUCUCCACAUUACUAGUACAUCCAAGGACGGACUUGAGGCUGCCGUGGAGAAAAUCAAUGAUCUCAUCAAGCAAGAGCUCCCUCAACUAGUUGAUGAGCGGCGAUUUCGGCGUCGAGACCAGGAGCAGCAGCCCCAAGUUGAACGAGAUGAAUAUGGACGACGGAAAUGGCCCGAGGAGAAGAUUCCCAUCGACCUUGAACCCGUUCAUGGCUUCAACCUCCGUGCUCAAGUAGUCGGCCACGGCGGUGCCUAUGUGAAGCAUAUCCAGCAAGAAACCGGAUGCCGUGUUCAAAUCAAAGGCCGAGGCUCGGGCUACCUUGAAGCGUCCACUAACCAUGAAAGCGAUGAACCCAUGUUCCUUCAUGUCACCGGACCGGACCCAAAUAUGGUUACCAAGGCCAAAGAGCUCUGCGAAGACUUGAUUGCCAAUGUCAAGGAACAGUAUGAGGAAUUCAGGGCCCGGCCACCCCGCUACAAUAAUGACCGUGGCGGAUAUGGUGAUCAUCACCACCGGGGAUCCCACGACAGGUCGCAUGGUGGCUCUCACAACAACUCAUACUCCUCGUACAACAGAUAUAAUUCAGAUAGCGGCGCGACCAACAGCCCUGCUCCGGCAGCCACCGCCACUCCAAAUGCGGCCGACUAUGCCGCACAAUAUGCUCAAUAUUACAACGGCGCCGAUCCCUACGCUGCCUGGGGAGGAUAUGCUAACUAUGUCGCCUUGUAUCAACAGUACUAUGGAGGUCAGACUCAAGCACCCGGCCAGAGCUCACAUGCUGCAGGAGCCCCAGGUCAAUCCGCUUCGCCGCCGCCUCCUCCCCCUGCCGAAGCGGCUCCUCCUCCUCCCCCUCCCCCAAGCUCUGCACCACCACCUCCGCCACCAUCUGGGCCGCCUCCUCCUGGUGGAAGCUUCAGCGCUGUUCCACCCCCUCCCGGGCUUUAA
Trichoderma aggressivum f. europaeum is the source of this 1497-nucleotide messenger RNA. RefSeq lists its product as uncharacterized. NCBI's taxonomy places the organism in Eukaryota, Fungi, Ascomycota, Sordariomycetes, Hypocreales, Hypocreaceae. Gene Ontology annotation, molecular function: RNA binding. The coding region runs from base 1 to 1497 and encodes 498 amino acids. The record is from RefSeq and is a predicted model, not a curated record. Gene Ontology annotation, cellular component: nucleus. The transcript is spliced from 9 exons.